CAAGUAAAACCCUUCAUGACCCUUGACCACCAGAUUUUAAACCAGACUGUUACCCUAUCACAUCCUCUAACAUCAAGCAGUCCACUUCUAGUGCAGGACAGACAUCCAUCUCUCAAGGGUAAUGCUGGCUUCACAACAGAUUCUCUCUCCAAGUUCCUAACUCCUGGGAAAGAAGAUGACAGUACAGAAUGGCAUAUGGAGGACAUUGUUGAUGAUAUAAUCAAUGUGGAAUCAAAUUUAAACAGAAGGAAACAUAAUAUGCCCUUGCUUUACACACAGACAUUAUCUGGAAGCAUUCUAGAUGUAUAUAGCAGCGAAAAAAGGAUUUCACCAGUUAAUAUGGGACUGACAAGUGCUUCCUGUCCAAGUAGUCUGCCAAUGAAAAGAGAAACUACAGAAUCCGAUAGUCGAGCUCUUGCAAAAGAGAGACAAAAAAAAGACAAUCAUAAUCUCAUUGAAAGAAGAAGAAGGUAUAAUAUUAAUUACCGAAUCAAGGAACUUGGCACUCUUAUUCCAAAAUCUAAUGAUCCUGAUAUGCGCUGGAACAAAGGAACCAUUCUAAAAGCAUCAGUGGAGUACAUCAAGUGGCUACAAAAAGAACAACAGAGAGCCCGGGAAUUAGAACAUAGACAGAAGAAAUUAGAGCAGGCAAACAGGAGGCUUCUACUUCGAAUUCAGGAACUAGAAAUUCAGGCUCGUGCUCAUGGUCUGCCAACCCUGGCUUCACUUGGCACAGCUGAUUUUGGUGAUUGCGUCACCACACAACAGACUCAUCUUGAGCAGAAUUCAGUAGAGUGUUGCCAACAAUUGACUCUCUCUCAAGGGACAAGCCCUGAGCUCUGUGAUCAAGCUAUGUCCUUCUCUGAUCCUUUGUCACACUUCACAGAUUUAUCAUUUAGUGCAGCUUUGAAAGAUGAACAGAGAUUGGAUGACAUGCUACUGGACGACACAAUAUCUCCUUAUGGAACAGACCCGUUGCUAUCUGCCUCUUCCCCUGCAGUUUCCAAAGAGAGCAGUAGGAGAAGUAGUUUUAGCUCAGAUGAUGCUGAUGAGCUAUAA
Molecule: messenger RNA, 1059 nt
Organism: Suncus etruscus (white-toothed pygmy shrew)
Lineage: Eukaryota; Metazoa; Chordata; Mammalia; Eulipotyphla; Soricidae
Gene: TFEC
Product: transcription factor EC
Exons: 9
Coding region: 16-1059 (347 amino acids)
Biological process (GO): regulation of transcription by RNA polymerase II
Cellular component (GO): nucleus
Molecular function (GO): DNA-binding transcription factor activity, RNA polymerase II-specific; protein dimerization activity; RNA polymerase II cis-regulatory region sequence-specific DNA binding
Source: RefSeq, a predicted model, not a curated record